Molecule: messenger RNA, 1031 nt
Organism: Caenorhabditis elegans
Lineage: Eukaryota; Metazoa; Nematoda; Chromadorea; Rhabditida; Rhabditidae
Gene: T05A7.7
Product: EB domain-containing protein
Exons: 6
Coding region: 170-940 (256 amino acids)
Source: RefSeq, marked reviewed
CAACAAGUUUCUCUUGUUGAGGUUACGUAAUUCUUCUCCAUAAUUUUCGACAAAUUUGGUGUUUUUUGUGGUUUCGUUUUCUCAAGAGGUGUAAUUAUUUUCGAACCUCUCGUGGUCUCAAGAUUUGGUCAGUUAAUUGAGAAGCAAGAAAAACACAUUUCAAGAAAGGAUGCCAAUAUUGAAAAAUGUUUUUCAAUUUUUGACAGUUACAAGCUUUAUCAGAUUAACAAAUCUACAAUUCUUGGGAAGUUCUCUCUAUGGAGCCCUUGGCGGAUACAACGAUAAUGACAUGUGCAGAUACAUAUCUUGCCCAUUCGGUCAAUACUGUUGGAAUGGAAACUGUCUCUCAAGUGGAACCACGUCGAUGAUGGGAUCUCGAGCUCUGGGCUACGGUGGUCCUGCAGGAAUGGGAAUGAUGGGUGGAGGUCUUGGAGCUUUGACAUCGGCAGCAGCUCUUUAUGGUGGUGGAGCAGGGCUUGGUGGGAUGGGAGGAUAUGGUGGAGGAUUUGGAGCUGCUAGUAGAGGUAUCUCCGUAGGCGGAAACGUUGCAACUGGAGUCACCCCAUAUGGAGCAAACGCUGCAAAUGCUCCAUUAGCUGCUGGUCCUAUUCCGUCAACUGUUGGCGGAAUGCAACCUUGCUCGCUCGUUCAACAAUGCUUCAACGGUCAAAUCUGCGUAAACGGGUACUGCAGCAAGAGUAAUGUCGCUUUUCAAGGAAGUCAAGUAAUGCCAUCGGAAACCACUUGUAUGACCGGUGCCACGUGUCCAGUGGGUCAAUAUUGUAUCGGUGGAAUUUGUGUGCAAAAUCCGAUGUCUACAACAUUUGCUUGCCACAACCUAAUAUCUUGUCCAAUGGGAAUGAUCUGUCAAUUUGGAAGGUGCCUGCCAAAUGGAAUGCCACCAAACAUGAUGAUGAUGAAUCAGAUGUAUGGAAAAUGAUUAUUCGAGUUUUUGUAAAGUCUGGUUUGGUUAUUUUUUAAAUGUAAAUAUAUAUUUUUCUUCUAGUCAAUAAAUUUGUUAUUUAAAAAAA